AUGACGGGCGCUGGCCUCCUCGCUGCGCCCGUACAAGUCCAGUCAGGCGGCUACGUUCCACGUCUGCCCGAUGAAUUUUGCUUAGGGCGCCCUCAAAAGAAGGAACAACCAUACUGGAACGAUUCUGCUCUCAUUUUCCCCCUUAGAUUUAAUAUGGUCUGCAUCUGUUUACUGACCUUUUCAAACCAAGAAGCUCUACUUAAGUCUGCUUUAGACACUAAGAAGGAAAUCUCUCAACUAAUGCCAUGUUUUUUUUUGGGGGGGGGGUCUCUUUCAGACACUAGAGAUUGUAUUUUGGAGCCACUUUCUCUGCCAGAAAGUCCAGGUGGUGUUUCUGCUGUAGAAGGCUCUCCAUCUGUGCCUUGUAUAUUCUGUGAAGAAUAUUCUCCUCUAUCAGAACAAAACCAUCUUCUGAAGCACAUGAUUAUAGAGCACAAGCUUGUCAUAGCAGAUGUCAAGCUGGUGGCGGAUUUUAAGAGAUAUGUAUUAUACUGGAAGAAAAGAUUCUCUGAGCAGCCUAUCACAGACUUCUGUUGUGUGAUAAGAACAAAUUCCGAAGCACCGUUAGAGGAACAGGACAAUUAUUUUCUUUUAUGUGAUGCUUUACCUGAAGACAGAGUGCUAAGAGAGAAGCUCCAACAGCAGAGACUGCGGGAAGUUCUGGAGCAGCAGCAGCGAGAAAGAUAUGAUACUGACUUCUGUGGAACAUGCAUGUUCUGUGAUAAAGAAUUCACUGGAAACAGGUCAGUCCUUCUCAAUCACAUGGCAACUGAUCAUGCAUUCAAUAUUGGGCUGCCAGAUAACAUUGUAAGCUGCAAGGAGUUUUUGAAUGUUUUACAGAAGAAACUUGACAGUUUGCAGUGUUUGUACUGUGAAAAAAUCUUUCGAGAUAAGAACACGCUCAAAGAUCACAUGAGAAAGAAGCAACAUCGCAAAAUCAAUGCCAAAAACAGAGAAUAUGACAGAUUUUAUAUUAUUAAUUACCUGGAAUUUGGAAAGUCUUGGGAAGAAGUUCAGUCUGAAGAUGAUCGGGAACUAUUAGACAGCCAAGAAGACGACUGGUCCGACUGGGAAGAACAUCCUGUUUGUGCAGUCUGCCUCUUUUGUGAAAAGCAAACAGACACUACAGAAAAACUGUAUGUUCAUAUGGAGGAGGCUCAUGGAUUUGACCUGCUGAAAAUAAAGUCAGACUAUGGUUUGAAUUUCUAUCAGCAAGUGAAAUUAGUGAACUUUGUCAGAAGGGAAGUCCACCAGUGUCGAUGUUACAGUUGCCAGAACAAAUUCCAGUCGAAAAAAGAAUUGACCAGUCAUAUGGAAGAGACCAAACACAUCACAUUUCUGCCAGCCAGAUCCAUCUGGGAUCAACCACAGUAUUAUUUUCCUACUUAUGAAAAUGAUACUCUUCUCUGCACACUCUCAGACAGUGAUGAUGAAUUGACGUCUGGUAAACGGAAAGAGGAUGUGCCUGUCAUUAGCGAGGAUAUUUCCAACAUCGAGGCUCUGAAACGAAGCAGCGUGUUAAACCAACUUCUCCGAGAGGACAUGAAUAAUGGAGAGCCUUGAUGUUAAGAAAAUAGUGUUCCUGAAUACAUGAGCAAUUUAU
Molecule: messenger RNA, 1603 nt
Organism: Euleptes europaea (tarantolino)
Lineage: Eukaryota; Metazoa; Chordata; Lepidosauria; Squamata; Sphaerodactylidae
Gene: ZNF277
Product: zinc finger protein 277
Exons: 12
Coding region: 1-1563 (520 amino acids)
Source: RefSeq, a predicted model, not a curated record